This is a messenger RNA of Carassius gibelio (silver crucian carp), 4964 nucleotides long. Its product is annotated as E3 ubiquitin-protein ligase RNF166-like. The record is from RefSeq and is a predicted model, not a curated record. The coding region runs from base 198 to 641 and encodes 147 amino acids. The transcript has 3 exons. Gene Ontology annotation, molecular function: ubiquitin protein ligase activity. Gene Ontology annotation, biological process: ubiquitin-dependent protein catabolic process; protein polyubiquitination. NCBI's taxonomy places the organism in Eukaryota, Metazoa, Chordata, Actinopteri, Cypriniformes, Cyprinidae.
GACCGUUCCGUUAAAGCUACCAUGUAAUGUUUACUUCUUUUGAACAACGGCGUGUCGUCCUUGGUUAACACUGUUGGAGAUCGCAGAUGCGGUAUCUGAUGCCGUGUAAAUCACAUUUCCCCUGCGAGACACUCGUUAAAACCGCGGAAUCCCUUUUGCAUCGGCAGUAUUAGUGGUUCUUCCUGCGGUCCGUGUUCAUGAUGGCGAUGUUCCGCAGUUUUGUGUCUGCUGCUCAGCUCAGGCAGCAUCAGCAGCAAAAUGGAGCCGCUGCAGCCGCACCUGGGGAGAGCCUGGAGAGCCAGUUCUCCUGUCCCAUCUGUCUGGAGGUGUACCACAAACCUGUCAGCAUCGCAAGCUGCGCCCAUACUUUCUGUGUGGACUGUCUACAGCCGUGUCUGCAGGUGACAUCGCCUCUCUGUCCACUCUGCCGCAUGCCUUUCGAUCCAAAGAAAGUGGAGAAAUCCUCCAGCGUGGAAAAACAGCUCUCUUCAUAUAAGGCACCGUGUAGAGGGUGCAGCAAAAAGGUCACCCUGGUCAAAAUGCGGUCACAUAUUUCAUCUUGCACAAAGGUUCAAGAACAGAUGGCCAAUUGCCCAAAGUUCAUGCCUGUGGUCCCCACCUCACAACCCAUUCCCAGGUAAGAAUUGCUCCACGGAUCAUUUAAGGUCAGGUUGACAUAAUCAUGAAAAUGUGUUUUUUUCUUCAUCAAUUCUUUUUUAGAUUUUUUGUGAACACUGCGUGUUAUUAUGAUUACACUUUUUGGAAAGACAGGUUUUCAAAUGUGUUUGGCUGUAAUUGUCUCUAAAUCAGUUCAAUGAGUAGGAAAGUGAUGCACAAAUCUUUAUAUUUAUUUUAGUGGCAUUGUCAACUAAAUUGUGCAGACUCGUAUUGGCCAUUUGACCUACUUCCGUGCUCAUUUUCAUUUAUUUAUUUACUUAGGGUAUUUAUUCUUACUUUAAAUCAUUGCCUGCACAAUUCAGCCAAUGUUUUUCUGAAUUCAGGAUUCAAUGUGAAAACAAAAGUAAUGAAUGGUAAAUCCUCUUUAGUCUUGACUUGCAAUGCUCUCAUUUGUCUCAUCUUCUGUGAACAGUUAGCUCUUUAAGAAGGAUUUCUCUGUGCAAGGUUGAAAAGAAAUGUUUCUUUUCUUUGUGUGUUUCACAAAAAUGCACUUCACAUGAAUGUGCGAGUAUGAAUUUAAGAUAUAAUAUAUAGAUAAAAACAUUUAAGAAUUUCUAAUUGUUGAAACUUAAGUUUUACACUUUAAGAAUAUUACUGGUUUAAAAUCCAACUCCAUUGUAUAUGUAACAUCAAAUAUGAAAAUAUUAACAUUAUCACGACCAAUUAGGACAGUUUCAUUCAGGAAAACAAUAGAAUUACGUCAAUGGAAACUUGUUGCAUUGUGCCCAGUUUGGACACAGAAUUUUAGAAUAUUUUCUCUUUCUCCCUACGUUAAAGAGCAACCAAUCCCACAAAUCUCUCUUAAAAAAAUGCUGCCUUUAUGACUCAUACUUCUCUGAAGCACUCGAUGUUCUUUGGGACAGCAGUUAAAAUGAAGCGAAGAGCUUUAAAAUAUGGAUCCAGGACGCGUUUCAUUCUUUAGACCCACACACUAACAGUGUAGGUAUACUUGGAUCUAGAGAUGUCAAACUGAUGUCUGACAGUUCAAGACAGACACAAAGUUUUGUAGACAGGAAUCCGAUAAAAGUCCAAUCGGAUGUCUUCAGGUUGAGUUAUGUGUGUGCAUCUCUGUCGUGCUUCACUCUUCCUUUGAAGCACAGGAAGAGCGAGAGGAGGAUAAGAAUUAAUUAGCUCUUCAAAGCAGAGCAUGUUGAUGUAUUCCCACUCUGUCUCUGUCUGCAAAAGUCUUGCAUCACGGCUAUUUAUCGUACUCUUUGUGGUAGCAUUACACAAAUAUUGUAGAAUAUAGCGUGUUCGUGACACUAUGACACAUUUCUGUCUCGGUGCACAGUGAGUCAGUGGUUUAACAGACAGCAGUUUUGUAUGGAGGUGAGGAAACUUCAGACUUAUGCUUUCCAAAACACCAUAAAGUCAGGGUUGAUGACCUAGAACAAACUCAUCUGAGUUUUAGAGGGCUUCAGAGCUAAGAGAAUAUUUAUAUUUAGUUUUAAACAACACUCACAACAAAUUUGGCUUCCAGAAUCUGAUGAAUUGGGGGCCAGGACUAGGGCUGUGUGAUAUGUACUGUGUACAGUCGUGGCCAAAAGUUUUGAGAAUUACAUAAAUAUUGGAAUUGGAAAAGUUGCUGUUUCAGUUUUUAUAAUAGCAAUUUGCAUAUACUCCAGAAUGUUAUGAAGAGUGAUCAGAUGAAUUGCAUAGUCCUUCUUUGCCAUGAAAAUUAACUUAAUCCCAAAAAAACCUUUCUACUACAUUUCAUUGCUGUCAUUAAGGGACCUGCUGAGAUCAUUUCAGUAAUCGUCAUGGCCUGGAAACUCCCUAGAUCUUAAUCCCAUUGAGAACUUGUGGUCAAUCCUCACGAGGCGGGUGGACAAACAAAAACCCACUAAUUCUGACAAACUCCAAGAAGUGAUUAUGAAAGAAUGGGUUGCUAAAUGCCAUGUAAUUGUCGAUAAAAGCCUUUGAAACGUAUGAAGUGCUUGUAAUUAUAUUUCAGUACAUCACAGAAACAACUGAAACAAAGAUCUAAAAGCAGUUUAGUAGCAAACUUUUUGAAAACUAAUAUUUAUGUAAUUCUCAAAACUUUUGGCCACGACUGUAUGAUAAUGUUGCAAUUAUUGUUUUAGCAAUGUGUGAGCUGACAUUAUUUAUUGUGUCACAAACAAAACCAUGCCUGUGGUGUGUGGUUUGUAGCAAAUUAGCUAAAAAGGGAAAUGUGUAUAUAUAUACAAUUAAUUAUGAUUCACAAUUAUUUAUAUCAGCUGCCAGUAGUAACUGUAGCAGAAAUAAAUUGCCAUCAACUAAUCUGUUCGUCCAGCGAACAUUCAGUGUAAGUUCAUAUUUACUCGAGGCCACAGAAAAUAUCUUUCCUACACUAUUAGUGGAUUAGAGCAUGUCGCCAGAUCAGAAUCAUAAAGAGACAUUAUUCACAAGCAGUGACAGAAUCAGACACUCAUGUAAUUCAUGCACAAAAGUUUUAUUAAUGAAACGCUAGCACAUAACUAGUCUAAACAAACAAAUGAAUAAACAUAGACUCGUGUGCAUACAAAGGGGAGCUAAAGUGGAUGAAUGAAGCCAUUAGAGAAACCAGAGAAUGCAGUUUACGAAAAAUGAGUCUGAACCCAUCAGUAAACCCAUCGGUGCCAUUUUACAAUGUGGUCUACUCUAAAGCUUAUACUAAACCUCUGUUGCGUUUGGUUAAAUGUACGAUAUUUGCAUUGCCUUGGUCAUUAAACGAGUGUCCGGAUGCAGUCUCGGAUGAAAGUCUUGAUGGUUUCAAAGUUUGGGCUUGCGAUCACGUUCUUCCGGGUUUGAAGAGUGAUGAACUCCAACAAUGUUCUGACUCGGUGGUGGUUGGGAGUUUCUUCCCAGGAAGAAUUUGAAAAGAGAAGAGCGUGGAGCUCGAAAUUAUCAGCUAAAAUCCUUGGUGAAUGGAAAGACGAGGGCACAGUCUGGCACCAAACUUAGGGGGUCUGGAAAAGUCCUUGCUCAGCAUCAGUAUCAGUAUCACACACACCUAGUCAGGACUUUAUUUUAAUUUGAUUGAGAAAAGUUAUAGUUAUAACUUCUUAUAAUAGUUAUAAUAUAUUCUUUAUCACAAGUGGGAUUGAAGGAUGAAGUUGAAAAAUAAAAAGGCUUGUUGACAUUAGCAGAAAAGGAAAGUUGUUUCAGAGGUGGAGCAAGUUAUUCAAUUUUUAAUACCUUUUAUGAAGUAAACAUUUUAUUUCCUGUUGACUUUAACAAUAACCAUCCUUAUUUCUGUAGUCCUAAGUUGAAGGUAGUGACACCAUUAUAUUUCAUCUUGUGUCAGACACUCAGACACCAUUUUUUUUUUUUUUUUUUCACCAGCAGGGUUGUUGGAUGUCAUACACUACCUUCAAAAACUGACCAUUUGGAGGCAUCUCGGUAGACAGAAUGGUUGUUCAGUUCAGAUUGUCCUUUUGGAUAAUGUGUGAAAUUGGCAUUAGGAUUUUGGGUCUUUGAUUUUUGUCUGUGCCAGACCAUCAGUGUAUCCAAGCUGCUUGGCAGAAUUAAAAAAAAUGCUAAAAAAAAAAUUUGGAUGACACUUUCAGACAUUAUUUGUCUAUAUAUUAUAAACUAAUAUUAUGUUUAAUUUAAUGUAUUUUUCAUUUUUGUUUUAUGUUAUACUAAUGUAACAGGUCUAAUCCUUGGUAAAUAUAAUGCAUGACAAUGUGGUUCCCAGAAGUAAUUAUUGAAUUAAACUGAAUUUAAACUGAGCAAGUGUUACAUUACCCAUAAUCUUAAGAAAAAAAAAAUCCCCAAUCAAGGACAGAAUUACAGCAACAUGUCAACAGUGUUCACACCAGAAAUGACUCCGUUUUUUCACUCUUGAGACAACUUGAUCAAUUUGGUUAAGUCUUAUGAAAAAUAUGUUUGCUGAAAUGUCAUUCUUUUCUUCUCUUCUCUUCUUUUCUCUAGGAUUUGAAUGGUCUUGUAGCUUGCUGAAACAAGAACAUCAGAAAAAUAAUUGUAAACUAUAAAACAUUUUAGAGGGCUGCAUUCAUGUUUGCUGGAUAAUUGAACAGAUUUUGCCUCAGACGCAAGUUACUCGAUAAUAUUUCAUUGGCGUAUUAAUGUUUAAUGGUCUUGGUUUUGAAAUCCCUGUAGACAAAAGAAAGGAGCUGCUGAAAACUGGGAGGUCAGGAAUGCCUCAAAUGGCUAAUGUGAACAGAAGGUUCUUGGCUCAUUUUUUAUGGACUUGAAAGUUAUUCACACAAUGUUAUACACCCUUCUGGCUGCACAUAUGCAUUAUUCAUGUGAACACUGAUAAUCAGUUUGUUACACAACUCUGUUCAUUUACUCUUUUG